CAGCCGGCGAGCUAAGAAUCGAACAUUCUAUUACUUAACUUCGGAUCUCCUUUUCAGACCCGGCCCAUAGAAACUGAUCUCAACAACCCUUCGGAACCCUCAUACUGCAAGACCGAAACCACCUCGAGCUCUAUCAAACCAAUCGUGGAAUUUCACAUGACGUUCGACACAUCUCCAACUUUACUCAGUUCUCGGGUCUUCAGGGGGGCCAGUCCAGACCCAACGUACCGUGGAAUCUCUUGGAGUAAUGAGGGCCAGUGUAUGGUAGUAACCCCCCGAACUAUAACAAUACUAACUCCACACAUCGCUUCUUCCCUGCCACCGCCUCGUAAUCCGUUAACAAGUCAGCAAUCUAUGAAGAUAUCGGAGGCUCAAAAGCUCUCCAAUAUCAAGCCUGGGAUUCAAGCGACAGACAGUGGAUACAACAACAACAACCAACAACUCAAAGCUAGAAGGUUGGAAGGCGGCGGAGUGCAGUGGUGGUCGACAGCAAUAAAUGUUGAGAUAAAUGAAGAGAGAGAAUGGCUGUAUGGAUGGGGAGAUGUAUCAGAUAACUACUUGUCAAUGGUGGAAACCGACAGUAAAGGGGCAACUGUACGGCAGGCAACUUGGUCACCGUCUGGCUUAAGUAAUUUGGGCAGCUGUCUUUUAGUGGUUCUCACAACUUCUUUACAGGUGUCUGUCUACGCUCCUGUGGAAAACCCUCUUACCCAACGCUGGGUAGAAAUAGCGGAUCUAACAAUGUUGACUAAGGAGCUGCUCCCUCCCAAAGAAAUCCUUAAUGGAUUAACCUCUCGGGGGAUGCUUGAAAUGAGAGCUUCCAGUAUCUCAUGGUCUCCAAGCCUUCCGCUCUCAUCGAUGUUAGGUGUAGAUGGCAGUAUACUUGCUGUUUCCGAUAGAAUCGGCAAACUUGCCUUGUGGACCUAUGGGCAUCAGAAAAGAUUUCAGCGGUUAGCAUCCAUAUCUAUUGGGUCGCCAGCAAACUGGAUUGCCGAUAUUUCGUGGUCCGAUUGGACUGUCAAGGGUGAUACAUGCGAAGCGCUUCUUGCACUAGUAUUUACAGACGGUUCUGUGCAGUUACUGAAAAUCCAACAACAUGCGAAGCAGAAGCUUGACAGUUUGUCUGGAUGGAGUUGUACUAUUGGAGAGCCAAUUAGUGUCGACGACAGCGACCGUAGGCCAAUAACGGCGGUAAAAUGGGUGAAGGAUGUACUCGUCUGGACGAAGGCAGGUUCUGUGCACAUGUUCGCUAAUGAUGAAAGCCAAAGCGUUCCUUGGAAAGGCAUGCGAAAUCUGAGACUAGAAAGAGUGGGUGACUGGGCAAACGCCAAUGGCUUGAGUGCCUGCGUUGGGAUCCACCUCAUCAAUUCUUCCACUCUCAUGAUCACUCUUUCCUCACUGACCACUCACUUUGUGUAUUCAUUCGAUGAGAGUCCGGAGAUUGCCCCGACAGUAGAAAAUCUACGCCUAACAUGGCCCCUACGACAGAUGUCCCUUGAGCCUUUGCCAAUCAGUCAGCCUUACUUGGUUGAACGAUGGCGAGAGUUGACUAGCAACCAUGCUGGAUGGACAUUACAGACAUCAGGGUGGGCGGCCGUUGGCGAAUAUGGAAACAGUUUGACCUGGAUAACGGAACCGAUCAAUCUUCAUACGUUGCAUGUAUCGGCCGAUGCUGAUCGCAAUAGUCACUUUUUCAUGGCGAACUUUGAUAAUGUGAUCCCACCGGAAAAGCCAGUGUUAUCGGCCUUGGAAGAGAUAGUAGAGAAACCGCCUAAUCUUCUUCGUAUCUCUUCAAAGUUCGCUCUUUUGCCAUUUUUACUACAUUUGUCUAGUUCCCUCCAAGAAGACUUGGCGGCCGAUUUGUUACAGUUCCUUUCCUCUGCUGUGGAUGGAACGGCCGAUCUGAAAUCCAUGGUGGCGCUCAAAAACUGGCCCGUCGACGUCUGGGAAAGCUCGGCGCUCAAUUCCCUUCGCAUUUGUCUUGUGCUCACGAUAUGGUGUACAUCGGCAUUCCCAGCGUUUGCAAACGAAUUCCAAACACUUAGAUUGAAGAUAUCGACGUGUCUCCACUCCUAUCUUAUCACCCUGACAUUGUCAUGGCUUGUCACAACGGAAAUUGCGUCGAGACCAAUCGGAUCUUUCGACCGACGUUUCCUGCAUCGCCUUAUCAAGAGUGUCGAAGGGAGCCCGGGCCCGACUGUAGCGCCUAUUAUUUCUGUUGCGGCCGAAGCCAACCAAUCUCGCGCGAGGCAUUUGGCUGCAGAGCUCGGUAUGGAUGGAGAUGCUGGUCUUUCGGGGGAACCGGACGAAGAUAAGGAAACAUCGGCCGACGGGUCACGUAAGUCGUAACCAUAUUAUGUGGGCGUGACAAAUUGUAAAGCACACCUCGGGCGGUUGUCCGCGUCGUUACAAAUCAUAUUUCAGGGAUUAUAAUCUCGCUACUCUUUUGUUCUGACCAAUCCGGAACGCUUCAUUACCACCCAGAUACGUGCGUUUUGGACGCUGACCACGCGUCGCAUCUGGAUUGGAGAUGAGGACCAGUAUUCAUCAAAUGGAGAGAAUAUAUGUCGCGCUGACCUUAUAUUUUGUUGUAGCCUUCGCCGCAGAAACAUGCUCUGUGACUGGUCUUCCGAUAACUGAAGCCCGUUGCCGCAGAUGCACCACGUGCUCUGCGUGUUCUUUGAUUCCAGAGCGCGAUUUCGCUCUCCAAGCGGUUGUCGGCCGUGAUGGCAAGCCAGAAGCACCCCGAAAUAUACAAACAGGUAUUGGCCAGACUGAUUGGAUUGUAUCAACGCUACUGGAAGGAGCUAUUGGGUGCGUGAUUUGUGGAUCUAGGUGGGCUUCAAGCGCAGGGUACGCGUUGUGAACUGUGACUUUGAUCUGGAAUUUUCGCAUUGAAAGCGGAAGAUGGAGGUAGGCGAGUUAUUCGUAGCCUGUCAUGGCUUUCCAGUACCCAGUAAUACAUGUACAAAUUAUUAACGGUACAAGUACUGUAUGAGCUUUCGAUAUCAUAUGUGCAUUAGGUUUUCUUCCAUUGGCUUUCUAUUACUGUGCUACUGCUAGCCUCGCUGAGAUCUCACCUCCCAUAGAUCUUCCAGUGACCGAUCCAUGAUAACACCAUCCUUCUACCAGUCACAACAAUCUCAUUACAAACUACAUGUCUACAACUCAUCCGUAGAUGACAUGACAUGAUGUCAGCAUCAACUGGGCCAAGGGAACUUGCGAAGAGUUGAUUGGUUAACUAUUUAGAGGACAAAACGAGUGGCCGUGACCGUCUACUGUUGUACUUCAUGCAACAUCUUAGCCGUCUCGUGUCCUUCUCAUCGUAACCGCCGCCGUGGCUGUCGCUGAACGUGUUAAUAAAUGGCGGGCGCUAGGCACAUAAAU
This is a messenger RNA of Cryptococcus deneoformans JEC21, 3387 nucleotides long. RefSeq names its product expressed protein. The transcript is spliced from 14 exons. Lineage: Eukaryota; Fungi; Basidiomycota; Tremellomycetes; Tremellales; Cryptococcaceae. Gene Ontology annotation, cellular component: transcription factor TFIIIC complex. Gene Ontology annotation, biological process: transcription initiation at RNA polymerase III promoter. Gene Ontology annotation, molecular function: histone acetyltransferase activity; protein binding. The coding region runs from base 157 to 2349 and encodes 730 amino acids. The record is from RefSeq and is a predicted model, not a curated record.